Messenger RNA from Corylus avellana, 3109 nucleotides. RefSeq lists its product as uncharacterized. NCBI's taxonomy places the organism in Eukaryota, Viridiplantae, Streptophyta, Magnoliopsida, Fagales, Betulaceae. The record is from RefSeq and is a predicted model, not a curated record. Gene Ontology annotation, cellular component: nuclear pore.
UCUUCAAUUUUGGCAUUGUGUUUUAGAUAUUUGGAUUUUUAGCUUCUAGUUCUAGCUUUGUUGCUGUGUUUGUGUCUGAGUGAAAAUGAAGAAGAUCAGGUUUCUAAGGCUCUGCAAUGGAAGCUUUUCCAGUGCUAGAAAAGAGUGCAAGUUUUAGUGUUUUGAUGUCACUGUAAAAGCGCGAAUCGCACGAAACGGAGGCGAGGAAGUAGAUUUUUUUUGUUGCUUGUUCAUGUCUAAGCGUCGAGUGUCAAAUUAGCCUCCUCUCCGGUGACUUGUCUUGUCGGUUCUGUACGGUUCUCAUCUCCUUACUGAAGCCUCUCCAUUUUAGAUGAGGAGGAAGUCACUCCUAUAAAAGUUCCUCAUUUGAUUGCAAUUGCUGAAGGUAAAAACGAGUAUGAAAGAGAUUGACAAGAAGAAAAUUUCAAAUAACAACCCAAAAAAGCGCUCUGGAAGAAUUGAUAGGAGAGACCAUAAAUUGCCUCAAGAGCAUGUCAGCAAAACUUUGAAAGCAAAAGAAGUUCGUUCUAAAGUACCAUCUCCUACGCCAGACUCAAGUAUAUUAGUAAGUGAUUCAAACGUGGGCACAGAGCCCUCUGAAGUUUUCGAAAACGUUGUUAUACAUUAUGUGGAUGAUGUCAACAGGUUUGAGGAGGCAUCUCAAGAUUUAAAAACCAAUAAAAUGAUUGCCAAAGAGAUCAAGGAUGAAGUUCUAGAUAAUCACUCUAUUGAUUUGGAGAAAGAACCUAAGGGGAAGGAAGAAGUGUCAGAUUCUGAGACAGUAAAAGACUCGGUAUCGUCUCAAGGGGAUCCGCUGAUAGCUGAUGAUGAGAAAGUAGAUAGAGCUUCUAGCGUUAAAAGGAAUUCCUCAGAAAGCUUUCCCGGCAGAUCAGGAGAGAACUCUGAUCUCCAAAAAACCAAACCACAAUCUAAGGCAUUACAUAACACUCCUAAGAAAAGUUCUAAAGGGCCUUCUAAAGUUGUUGCCAAAAGUUCUUCCAAGACUGAUUCCCAAAAUAUGAAAUUUCCUUCUAAACCUGCAUCAGAAUCUUCUGAAGGAGUUGAUGGUAAGCUUGUUGAAGAGGUAAAAGAAUUUGAUGUCUUGGAUGGGACCUCAAAUGGUGCUCAGAGUAUAGGAAGCGAUGACGAAACAGUUGAUGCUGAAGACAGUGAUGAACAUGAGGAUGAGGCAACUUUGGGGCAAAAGAUUGGAGAAAUGGAGAUGGCAAUUGAAAAACUUGAAGAGGAGCUGAGAGAAGUUGCUGCUCUUGAAAUUUCACUUUAUUCUGUAGUACCAGAGCAUGGCAGCUCAGCACAUAAGGUGCACACACCUGCUCGACGCCUUUCUAGACUCUAUAUUCAUGCUUGCAAACAUUGGACUCUAGACAAGCGAGCCACAGUUGCUAAAAAUACUGUAUCAGGCCUUGUUUUGAUUUCCAAGUCCUGCGGUAAUGAUGUCGCAAGGUUAACCUUCUGGUUGACGAACACCGUUGCGUUGAGGGAGAUAAUCUCACAGGCAUUUGGCAGUUCCCGUCAAUUCAGUCCAGUUACAAGGUUUGCUGAGUCAAAUGGGAGUAGCAAGAGCAGUGAAGGGAGGUCUACAACGUUGAAGUGGAAGGGUAGCUCUGGUAGUAAGCAAGCUAAUGGUUUUAUGCAGUUUGUUGACGAUUGGCAGGAGACAGGAACCUUCACAGCUGCAUUAGUCAAAGUUGAAUCCUGGAUUUUCUCUCGGAUAGUUGAGUCAGUAUGGUGGCAGGCUUUUACUCCAAAUAUGCAAUCUCCAGCUGAGAAAAUGUCAACCAACAAAACCUUUGGAAGGUUGUUGGGACCAGCCCUGGGAGACCAGCAGCAAGGCAGCUUUUCUAUCACCCUAUGGAAAAAUGCUUUUCAAGAUGCAUUGCAACAGCUCUGUCCUGUUCGAGCAGGAGGGCACGAAUGUGGUUGCUUGCCUGUGUUGGCAAGAAUGGUUAUGGAACAAUGUAUUGCCAGACUAGAUACCGCAAUGUUUAAUGCUAUUCUGCGUGAGUCAGCACAUGAGAUUCCAACUGAUCCUAUAUCAGAUCCCAUUGUUGAUUCCAAGGUUCUGCCUAUUCCUGCUGGAGAUUUGAGUUUUGGAUCUGGGGCCCAACUUAAAAAUUCUAUUGGCAAUUGGUCUAGAUGGCUUAGUGAUGUAUUUGGCAUGGAUAAUGAUGAUUCUCUGAAGGAACAUCAGCUCAGCAAUGAGGACGAUGACAGGCAGAGUGGAGAUGGUGAACCUAAACCUUUCCUUCUUCUCAAUGAAUUGAGUGAUCUUCUGAUGCUUCCUAAAGACAUGCUUAUGGACCGAUCAAUUAGACAGGAGGUGUGCCCAUCGAUAGGUCUUCCAUUGAUUAAACGGAUACUCUGCAACUUUACUCCAGAUGAGUUCUGUCUUGAUCCUGUCCCGGGAGCGGUAUUGGAGGCACUGAAUGCUGAGAGUAUUGUGCAGAGGAGAUUGUCAGGAGACUCGACUAGAAGCUUCCCUCAUACAGCUGCUCCUGUUAUCUACUACCCUCCUUCCUCUGCUGAUGUGGCAGAGAAAGUUGCAGAGGCAGGAGAGAGAUCUCCAUUGGCAAGGAACGUGUCUGUUGUACAGAGGAAAGGGUAUACCAGCGACGAAGAGCUAGAGGAACUAAAUUCUCCUCUCACAUCCAUCAUUGACAAAUUGCCGCCUUCACCAACAACCACAGCAAAUGGAAAUGGUAGACAGGGGAAUACCAGUUAUGCCAGCACAAAUGCAAGGUAUGAACUCCUUCGUGAGGUCUGGUCUAUGUGAUGACACGAGACGUUAUAUGUAUAUUUGUUGUUUUUGUAUCACAAAAGGAAAAAGUGAGGAGAAAAGUAAGAAUUGGGAAAAAUAAAAGGGGAAAAAAUUCAAGUUUUUCUGGUGUCUUAGGACAUUAUCCAUUAGCUUUCAUGUAUAUUAGACAGUGAUCAGUUACCAUAUAUAGUUUGAUGAUAGAUUCCAUUGUAUUUGGAAAAUUGUUGGUGUCUGAGCCAGUUUGUCAGAAGGAACCAAAGGUAUCCCAAUUGUUCAUAUAAAGCUUUUGAAUAACAACAGAGAUGCAUAUGCUGAAGUGUUUGAAUGCUU